Molecule: messenger RNA, 1149 nt
Organism: Solanum tuberosum (potato)
Lineage: Eukaryota; Viridiplantae; Streptophyta; Magnoliopsida; Solanales; Solanaceae
Product: F-box protein At2g26160-like
Exons: 1
Coding region: 1-1149 (382 amino acids)
Molecular function (GO): protein binding
Source: RefSeq, a predicted model, not a curated record
AUGUCUACUGAUUGGUCGAAGCUUCCAUACGACCUGUUGGUUCUCAUAGCUAGACGUUUUAACCUGAUUGAAAACUACCUAAAUUUCGGCAUUGUUUGCAAACCGUGGCACUCUGUAACUACCAAGGAUAAUUUCAACGAUGACCUGCCUAGAAUUCCAUGGCUUAUGUUAGCCGAAGACGGAACUUGCUCAUGUCGAAAAUUCUUCAGUCUCUAUAAUGGCAUGAUUUUGAAGAAGAAGAUUCCAAAGGCUAGCGGAAAACGUUGUAUGGAGUCUAUGGGUUGGCUUAUCACAGUCGGAAAAGAUGAGGGUGAAAUUAGUCUGCUACAUCCCUUCUCUGGUGUUGAGAUUGAAUUGCCCCAUCCAAAUACCAUGGAAAAUUAUGAGCAUGACCGGACAGCAGAGUUGUGGACGUUUUUUAGCAAAGCAGUUCUAUCAGCUAGUCCUUCUCAUACAUCCGACUAUGUUCUUAUGGUUAUGGUCCCUGAGGGACUCAGUAAUAACCUCAGUUUUUGGAGACCAGGAGAUUUGAGAUGGAACAGGAUUAUCUGGGAUGAACCUGAACAUGUUGACGUGACAUAUUUUAAUGGGCACUUUUAUUCCGUGGGUUAUUGGGGUCGUGUCCUAGUUCAUGAUGUUGCUAGCUCUCAACCCACUAGAAAUGUCAUAGCGCAGUUAGAAGAUACUAUAGGCCGCGAAAACCAUUUAUACAUCCUAGAAUCACUAGGAUCAUUAUUUGUAGUUGCACGAUAUGGUGUCGUCGAAUUAAGGGAGGACCACAAGUUAGGGUUAUCACUGGACGACAUCCGAUUUGAAGAUAACUAUAUAUAUAUGACUAUAAGUUUUCGAGUUUUCCAGGUUGAUUUAGCUGGUGGCAAAGUGACGGAAACCAGGGAAUUAGGGGACAGAGCAUUUUUUGUUGGUCAUAGUGCUUCUCUAUCGGUCCAAGCUUCUCAAUUUCCAGGAAUCAAGUCCAAUCAUAUCUAUUUUACCGACGAUUAUUGGAAAAUAUACCUGAACUGUGAAGAGGGAGGGGGCUCGGACAUGGGGGUGUUCAGCUUAGCAGAUGGCAGUUUUCAGCCUCAUUACGAGGGUCGUUCCAUGAGUUGUGUUUGUCCUCCAAUUUGGGUCACACCAACUCUAUAUUGA